Molecule: messenger RNA, 1845 nt
Organism: Corylus avellana
Lineage: Eukaryota; Viridiplantae; Streptophyta; Magnoliopsida; Fagales; Betulaceae
Source: RefSeq, a predicted model, not a curated record
CCAUUAUUCCAAGAACGAGAUGUCAAACAGUGGGCCAUUUAUGUUCUUCUUCAUUCUUAUGUUGAAUAAGAAUGAAAGCACGUAAUGAAGGGAGGAAAGAUCGUGAGUCUUUCCCCUUUAUAUUGGUCAUGAGCUCUAGUAAGUGUAAAACUUCUUGUUGAAGUUACUUCAAUCUUCACAUUCACAAGUGAAGGAUGGAUAGAAUGCAUGUUGAAGAAGAGAAUAUGGUUGCACUCUAUCAAGCCUCUCUCAAUGGGUGUGUAAGCACCUUGAACACCUUGAUCCAAACGGAUCCACUUCUCCUUAAUAAAGUUUCACUCACAUCUUUUAGUGAGACCCCCUUACACAUUGCAGCUUUGCUUGGCCACCUUGAAUUUACUAGAGUUCUUGUCAGCAAAAAAUCUAAACUUGCAGAAGAGGUAGACUCGUCGGGACGAACUCCUCUCCACUUGGCUUCUGCUGAGGGCCACACCGAGAUUGUAAAAGCAUUGUUGCAAGCAAAUACAAGUGUUUGCUUUUCUUUUGAUCAAGAUGAGAAAAUUCCUCUCCACUUUGCCGCAAUGAAAGGAAGAAUAGAGAUCAUAAAAGAGUUAAUUAUUGCUCAACCAGAGUCCAUCAGGGUGAAUCUCAAUGGAGACAGUGUUUUGCACUUGUGUGUUCGCUACAAUCAUUUGGAUGCUCUGAAAUUGCUAGUGGAAUCUGCUGAUUGCGAUGAAUUUCGCAACUCCAAAGACCAUGAUGGUAACUCAACAUUGCAUUUAGCUGUGAUGCUCAAACAAAUUAAGGCCAUAAAAUACUUACUUUCAUUAGCGGAAAUAAAAAGAGAUGCUAAUGCCAUGAACAAGAUUGGUUACACAGCUUUAGAUGUCGUAGAGAUCUGUCCAAGAGACUUUAAAUGUUUUGAAAUCCAAAGCAUUUUAAAGGAAGCCGGUGUCAAAAGAUCAAUCGAUCUAAAUUCUUCCCUACCAUUAACACCGAGUCGUAUUGUUACUAUUGAUGAAGCUCGACUAGCACUGUCUAGACAGCCAACUCGAUCAAGUUUCAGGAGAUGUUGGGGAUACGUGUGUUCAUCAUUAGUAAAACACUUGAAGUACCAGGAAAAUUGGAUCGAGGAAACACGUGGUACAUUGAUGGUAGUGGCCACUGUGAUUGCAAGCAUGGCUUUCCAAGCUGGAAUCAGUCCACCAGGUGGCGUUUGGCAACAAAAUACAUCCAAUUCCACCGGUUCCAAUUGUGGGGAAGAUGAUAUAUGUCAAGCUGGCAAAGCAGUUUUAUCUUAUUCCAGUUCCAAUUUAAAUGAAUACCGAUAUCGAUCCUUCAUAUCUUGCAAUACCAUCUCGUUCAUUGCAUCUGUGUGCGUCCUAUUUUUAGUCAUUAGUGGAUUUCCUCUUACGACCAACUUCUUUAUUUGGUUUUUGACUUUAAGCAUGAGUAUCUCAGUCGCGUCCAUGACAUUUGCCUAUUUAUUUGCAGUGGCUUUGGUGACCCCGGUUGAAGUAUUUUCUGUAUAUGGCUCAUUGGUCGACAUAUUAGCAGAGAUUUGGUUUGGAGUGAUUGUGAUUGUUAUUGUGACUCACAUUAUUCGCCCACUCUCUUGGAUGGUGAAGAAGUUGCGUAAUUUUAGACGCAAGUCAAUAACGGGUCAAGCAUAAAACCAAGCUAAUGUCUAAGAGGAAAAUUCGGGUGAUCAUAAUUUGGGUUUAGUAUUUUAGAAUAAAAAUAUUAUCAAGUUAUUGAUAAGAAAGAAGUUGUUAGGGGUAAGGUUUAGGUAAUCUCAUUGUAAUAUUUGUCUUUAGGCCGUUUAUUGAUAUAUAUGUUCAUUAGUCAUUGAAUUCUACUAGGAUU